CGCACAAGAGGGCGUGGCGACCCUAGGGCAGCCACGACAGGCACGAGACGUUACUGACCAUGCCCCCGACCUCGAAUACGGCCGGCUCUCCGGCUCUCCGGGAGCGGCUGGCAAAGCUCCAAGCCACAGGCAAGAAAGCCAGACAGAAGACAAAGCCAUCGAAGAAAACCGGGCCUCCACAGUUUUCGCCGGUGUUGCCGGCGAAGGCCGCCGUGCCGGCGCCGACGCCAAAAUCCGCGCCAGUUCCUGCGCCAGUGCCCGCACCAGCGCCGGCACCGGCGCCGACGCCCACCAUAAAGAAGCUGCAAGCGGCCUACGACGCCCCGGCCCCGGACACGCUGGCCUCGACGCCGCCAAGCUCGCCGGCCCGCGCGCGGGCGCACUCGGCGCCCGAAUCAGUAAGCAGGUCGUCGUCCCUCGGCAGCAUCGCGGAUUUGAAGGAAGAGGCCGCGGCUGCGCGGCGGCGCAAGGACCAACUCCAGGCCGAGAACGCGGCCGCGGCCGAGCGCCUCGGCUCGCCGCGGCGGGACCCGCUGGCCGACGCGCGGACGCCCCCCGCGUCGCCCCCGCAGUCGCCGCCUCGAUCGCCGCGACGGCCGACGCUCGAGAUGGAGGAGCUCGCGGCCACCGAGGCCUCAGUACGGCGGAAAAUCGCGGCCGACGCCGAGGCGAAGGCCAAGCGCGAGAAGGAGCUCCGCCGCCGCCGGUCACCGUCGGCUUCGCCGCGGCAGCAAGCCACAAGCCGCAAGCAGCAAGCCGCGCCGGCCGAACCCGCGACCGCCGCCGCAAAGCCGGCGCCGGCAAUCCCUGCGAUCGCCGCCGCCAAGUCGCCGCCGCCGGUCGCCGGCAAAUCGGCCCGGAAGCCGCGCCGGUCGGGACCGCCCAAGCUGCUCCUGGACGCGCCGAAGCUCCACGAUUUACCAUUAGAUGGGCCGCGCACGGCGAGGGCGACGGUCAAGGCGCUCCCGCCCGUGCCCAUGCGGGUCUCGCCCCCUUUGGAAGUGCUCCUCGCGGCCUUCGCCUCCGUGCUCUCGCGGCACGCGCGCCAGGACGUGGUGGUCGUGGGCGUCGAGGGCCACCCGGUCGCGCUCGCCUGCGAGAAGAACGACGCCUUCUGCGAGCGGGUCGAGAAGGCGCGCGCUGCACUGCGCGCGGCGAGCUUCACGCUCGAGGACGCAGUGGAGGCGACCUCUACUAUAUUAGACAGGACGUACCACCCUAUCUACCAGGCGUCGAUUUCAGCGACACACGAAUUCGGCAGCGAGCUCUUGGAUCUUGAGCUCGUGCCCACGCACAGCGAGCUCGGUCUGAGGUACCGGAGCGAUCUCUUUGCUGAACGAGCCGCGAAGCGCUUCCUCGUCCAGACGAAGUCUUAUGUGGAUGCCAUGCUGGUGGAAGGCAACGCCCUGGCCGUGGACCACCUGGUGAUCGAGGACGACGACUACUUGGGUACUGUGGUGAAACCGAACGAGACGCGGCAGCCGUGGCCCGAGGAUUCUUGUAUUCAUGAUCUCAUGUUCCGCGCGGCGGAGGAGCACCCGGGUGCGACCUGCUUGCAAGGUGCUCAAGAGUACACCUAUGAUCAAUUCAGUAACGCCGUCCGCGCGAUCGCCGAGGCGCUUGGGCCGGUCUACCCGGACGACCGCGUCGCGCUGCUGCUGGAGCGGGACGCGUCCAUGGUCGCGGCGAUUUAUGGUGUGCUGAGCGCGGGCGGCUGCUACGUGCCCCUCGAGCCGGACUACCCCCUGGAGCGCCUCAAAACUGUCGUAGAGGACGCGGCGUGCAAGGCGUGCGUGACGCAGGCGCGGCUCCGGGCGGGCGUCCUCGCGACGUUUUUUAGUGAUUUGGAGCGGCCCCGGAAGCUGGUCAACGUCGUCGAGCUCGACGUCCUGGACCCCUUCAGUCCACCAGAAAGGGCCAUUUCGCCCGACCAGGUCGACGCCGUUGACCUGCGCCCGAGGCCGCUCAAAAGGAUAAAUGCGCACCAUGAGCCUGGGCCCCCGAAACCGGAAAACCUCGCCUACGUCUUCUACACGUCCGGCACCACCGGAAAACCGAAAGGCGUCAUGGUCGAGCACCGCGGUUUAGUAAGGAGGAUCGCUUGGUUCCAGCGGCGCUACCCCCUCACAUCCUCCGAUAUGAUGCUCCUCAAGACGACGUACACAUUUGGAAUUUCCGAGUGGGAGCUCUUCUGGGCGCCUACUGUCGGCGCCUGUACCCUUGUAAGUGGUGCCCAGGACCACAAGGACGCCUCAGUUAUAGCUUCGUUGUUACAAAGGUGCACGGUCUGCUGCUUCGUGCCGUCGGCGCUCGCGGCGAUGGCCGAAGCACUCAUAGAGCACAGGCGGCGCAUCCACCUCAAGUGCUGCGUGUCCUGCGGCGAGGCGCUGUCCGCCGCGACGGCCCGCCUCUUCUUCGAGUGCACUUCUAAUAGUAAACUGGUCAACGUCUACGGGCCCACCGAGGCCGACAUGACCUUCUUCGAGGUCGACCGGAACUAUGCAAUGACGAUGGUCAGAUGUCCCAUCGGCGUGCCCAUGGACAACGUCACUGCUUAUGUGCUAGAUGAUGAUUUAUUACCUGUCCCGUGCGGCGCGCCGGGCCAGUUGUAUUUUGGGGCCGAGCAUGCAUGUAGAGGUUAUUUAAAUCUGCCUCAUCUCACCAAUAAGUGCUGGGUGGCGAACCCCUUCCUCACACAAGCCUCUCCAAAAACACCCGCGGGCCCUUUGCUGUACGCUACCGGUGAUUUAGCAAGGUGGCGGCCCGACGGCCAGCUCGAGUUCCGUGGAAGGGUAAGUGGAGGCCAGAUCAAGCUGCGGGGCUUCCGCAUCGAGCUCGAGGACGUCGCGGCGGCUUUACGGAGCUGCGCCGACGUCGGUAUGUCAACAGCUCAGCUGCUGGACGCCGACAAGCCGACGGCGCGCCUCAUAGGUUAUGUCGUCGAGGCGGGGCGCAAGACUGUGGACGGCGGCGGCUGCUCCAUCGUGGAUCGAUUCGACUUGGCCGACGACGCGCUCGAGGCCGCGCGAGCCGUACUGCCGGCCUACGCUUUACCUUCUGCAGUUGUCGAACUAGACCGGCUACCCACAACAGCUAGAGGCAAAUUGGAUCGUGUCCGGCUGCCGCCGCCGCCGCCCCGAGCAAAAGCCAAGGACUUUGUUCCCUGCGCCACGCCGACGGAAAAAAUCAUAGAGCGCGUCUGGCAGGAGCUUCUGGGCUACGACGACGCGCCGCUCGACGCGCAGGCGGACUUCGUGAGUCUCGGCGGCAAUAGCUUGUUGGCGGGCCGCGCGACGACGAAAUUGCGACUCGCGCUGAAUCUGCGCGCGUUACCGGGAACAUCAAUGUACUUGUACCCUACGAUAAGCGAGCUCGCUUCUUAUUUAGAUACGCUGCCGAAGGCCGACGUCCAGCUCGAAGAAAAGGCCGUCGACGUCGUCUACAAGGGCCACUCGUCGACGGCGCCCGAGGCCGUCUUCUAUCAAGCUCUGGUCGUCGUGGGGUCCCUGCUCCUCGACCAGGCGCCGUCCAUCGUCACGCACGCGUCCAUUUACGUGACCUGGCGCCAGUUCAACGCCUGCGUCGCCGCGCAAGUCGGCGUGCUCGUGUCGCUGGUCUGCAGUUGCGUGCUGGUCCUCGUCGCCAUCUUGGCGAACAGGUGCCUGGCACCCGUCCCCCACGGCAUUGUGCGCAUCCCGCUCUUCUCUCUGAUGUAUAUGAGGUGGCUGGCGGCGCAGCACGCGACGCGCGCGGCGGCGCAGGCCGUCGCCGCCUACGGCGCGGGCACGCCGCUGCUCGCGGCGUUCUACGGCGCGUGCGGCGCCGCGGUCGGCGACGACGUCGUCCUCGACGCUGGGGUUACCGUGGACGACCCGCAAUUCGUCACUCUCGACACCAAGGUCCGCUGCCGCCGCCACGCGAAGGUCAGCGCGCACGUCGUCGAGCGGGGCGAGCUCGUGCUGGCGCCCGUCGUCUUGGAGCGGGGCGCCGAGCUGGGCAUACGGUCCGGCGUCGGCGCCGGCGGCGUCGUCGCGGCGGACCACGCCGUCGACGCGCUCGCGCACGUCGAGGGCGGCGCGGAGAGCCCCGACGGCGACGUCGUUGUUCUGGACCAGCCGCGGCCGCCGCCGCCCCAAUUUCUGCGCGUCUGCCAGUAUUUCAUUGGUGUGCCGUUGUUACUGUUGGGGGAAUGCUUCGCGACGUACAUCGCCCUCCGGGCCGUGGAGCUCUUUCCGAGUGAUCAUUUGUUAAUUGCGGUGUGGCUGUUCCGCUUGGUCCAGUGCGAGGCGUUUUACCUCCUGACGGUGGCCCUCAAACGACUCAUUAUUGGUAAAUUCGCCGCUGGCAAGCGGCCCGGGACGCUCCGCGAUGUACUCAGAAGGUGGCUCCUCGACCGCUUCACGAGACAUUCAUUAUUCCUCGGCGCCACGGAGCCCUACGUGAAUACAGAGCUCCUAUCCUGGAAGUACCGCCUGCUCGGCGCCCGGAUCGGUUCGCGAGUGAACGUCGACUUCUUUGACAGCGUCGAGUUUGACUUGCUAGACAUCGGCGACGAGGUGGUGUUUGGGUCUUGUGUGGUCUUAGCGCCGUCGGACGACGCAGAGGACCUCCCCAUCAGGAUUGACGAUGGAGCGAACGUUUUGGACCACUCGGUGCUCUUAGGAGGUGUCACCGUCGAGCGGCGCGCCGUGACGGGGACUUGCACGCUGGGUCCCAAGAGGCACGUCUUCCCGGCGACGUCUAUCAGUACCGGCCGGGUCCGUGGCGCCCCUGUACUGCUAAAAUUCCAGGGCGACGUCGAGGACGGCACCUCGAAGCUUCCGGAGGCCGACAGGGAGCGCGUCCUGGAAGCCUUAGCUGCGCACCGGGACCCCGCCGUCUUCUACGCCUUCAACGCGUUCUGCGCUGCAAGUGCGUUGCUCUUGGAGCCCGCGACGACGGCCCUGGAGCUCCUGCCGGUCUACUUCGCCAGGGAGUCCUACGCGGCGACGUUUAUGGCGUGGGUCCUGGCGCAGAUCGUGCCGCUGGGCGUCCUCUGCCUGGCGAAGCGGUCCGUUAUCGGCGCCUACGCGACCGGCGACGCGCCCUACUACGGCGACUUGCAUCACAAAUGGGUCUUCAUGAUGGCGCUCGGGAGCAUCGCCGACGACGUGCUCGACGCGGUGCAAGGCACGUGCUUCGCGGCUUAUGCUUUGAGAGCCCUCGGCGCGACCGUUGGAGAGGACUGCUGCCUCUUCUACGGCGCCCUCCUCGAGUUCGACCUACUCAGAAUCGACUCUUAUGCUUCCACUGGCUCCGCAUGUGAUCUCACGUGCCAUACCGUGGAAAACAUGGUCGUCAAAUUCGCGCCCGUGACGAUAAGUUCCGGCGCGUCGAUGCGGAGCGGCGCGUUGUGCAUGCCCGGCGGCGGUCUCGGGACGAUGGCCACGCUGUCGGCGGGGUCGCAGGUCCUAAAAGGCGAAGUGGUCCCGGCCGCCGAGUUCUGGAGCGGGCUGCCGGCGAGCUUCGCCUGUACGGUCGAUGACGCGCGGUCCGCCUUCGAGGGCCUGCGCCCGCCGGCGACUGAAGGCGAAUUCACGCCCGAGGGGAUCGCGAGCGCGCUGGGCCUGUCGCUGCCGGGCGCGUGGAAACUGUUUGCCGCCAAGGCGCGCGGCGACGGCGACGCGCUGAAGCUGUUCGCGUCGCUUUCUCGGGCGCGCAAGGUCGCUUCGACAGGUGGACUCUCGAAGAGACGGACGCUGCCGCCAUUCCAUCUACGACCUCCGCACUUGCGGCCGCCGAGGAUCGCGGCGGCGCUCGAGUGCACCGAAUUGAAGGCGCGAGCUAUUGUUCAAGGCUGGCGCCGCGGCGACGCGGACGCCGUCGCGGCGGUGCGAAAGGCGCGUGUAUUGCUCGUCGCGAAGCAUCUGGAGGUCGACGAAGAUAAUGCGAAGGCGGUCCUGCGCGCGGCGCGCGCCGGCGAUGAAAAUUCUAGAGCACAGCUCCAGUCGUACCGCGGCGGCCGGGGCCGGGGCCGCGGUCGCGGAGGCCGGGGCCGCGGUCGUGGCAAGGGUCGGAACGUGCGCGCGCUGCGGCGGCCCCGGGCCGGGAACGGCAUGCUCGUCGGGGCGCUCGUGGUGUCGCUGGCGGCGAAUGUGUAUCUCGUUCUGCGUUAAGUUUGUAUGAUUAGUAUGAUGAUAGAGUAU
Molecule: messenger RNA, 6185 nt
Organism: Pelagomonas calceolata
Lineage: Eukaryota; Pelagophyceae; Pelagomonadales; Pelagomonadaceae
Source: the annotation of a GenBank genome assembly